AUGAGUCUUGAGGAUGGGCAUCAAAGAUUUAAACAUACUCCCCGCAAUGUGACAUUGAGCGAUGGCAGCACUGUGAACAUUUCCACAGACGAAGGCGCUAAUGUUUUCUUGAGAGAUGAGAAUUCCGGGUGUGACGUGUUCAUUUCGUCAACUUUGAAGAAGAUCAAGAAGAUUUGCAACGAGAAACGCCUCAACUGCAAUGAAAAGGCUAUGCUUAAGGAGGGCUGGGCUUUUCUAUCCGCAUUCGCCAUACAUGCUGAUCGCGAUCUCUUCCGGGCGAAGAUUCCGAGAACUGAGAUUCAGUUUUGGUUGGAACAUAUCAUUGACGAUCUCAAGAAAUAA
This is a messenger RNA of Cylindrotheca closterium, 342 nucleotides long. Lineage: Eukaryota; Bacillariophyta; Bacillariophyceae; Bacillariales; Bacillariaceae. The record is from the annotation of a GenBank genome assembly.